Molecule: messenger RNA, 1115 nt
Organism: Engraulis encrasicolus (European anchovy)
Lineage: Eukaryota; Metazoa; Chordata; Actinopteri; Clupeiformes; Engraulidae
Product: interferon lambda receptor 1-like
Exons: 7
Coding region: 145-1098 (317 amino acids)
Biological process (GO): cytokine-mediated signaling pathway
Cellular component (GO): plasma membrane
Molecular function (GO): protein binding; cytokine receptor activity
Source: RefSeq, a predicted model, not a curated record
AGUCAUGGCACAAAAAGCAGAGCAUGAUGAACAGCUUUGCCGCCCUGCCAGCCAUCCUACCGCAUCUUCAGGCCUCUGUGAUAGGCCUAACUAUUAAACGCGCAAAGACACAUUAUUAACCCUUGCAAUGUCACUCUCACCGUGAUGAAGACGGAAGCUGUGUUACUGACCUGGGCAAGUCGAAACCACCAGACUCCAAACAUAUUGUACACGGCAGAAUACCAGUGGGGAAGUAAGGGGAAGUUUGAAAGGAAAUGUAUUGACGUGAAAGAGCUGCGCUGUGAUUUUGGCAAACUGGGCAUUGGGCGUUACAAGUUCAGAGUAAGAGCCCAACUGAAAGAAAAAACGUCUGACUGGGUGACGACAGGAAGUCUUAGCCUCAACCCAAAAAUUGAGGCGUAUCCUCCCGUUGUGUCCAUGGUUGUGAGAGAUGGAGUGAUGGAGUUAAAUAUCACAGAGCCCAACUAUAUUCAAAGCUGCCCCAUGGACAGAAAAACGGUCUACGUCAAAUACUGGAGGGAAAAACAGGAAAAUGAGACAUGGCAGACAACAAUUCAGCAGAUGCCAGUGAGAGUGCCAGUGCACGUGCCCCCCUCGGCAAGACUGUGUGUGCAGGUGCACAUUCUAUGUUCAGAUGGCCGAGCUAGCCAGCCCAGUGAACAAGUUUGUGAGAAUAGUAAACCUGGAGGCCAUCCAUCUGCAGCCCUUAUCGGCUUUCUAGCAACUCUGGCCGCAUUUUCUGUGUUGAUGCUAAGCUGGUGUGUGUACAAUGGGAGAAACCUCCUUUACCCAAACGUGGCACUUCCACACCUUCUCAGACAGCCUCCCCUGUCGUCUGCUGACAUGUCCCAAGUGUUGGAGAUAGAGGAGCACUACCAGCUCAUCAGUGACAUGUCGGAGCCUCUCUGCCAUGGUGAAAGAAAUGGUUUAAACGAGACCGUGGAUGGAGGGCAGCCUGAUGGUGGCAUCUCUGUGUAUGCCUCUGUGAUGGUCGGCACAUAUGGGAACAGUGCUUUCCACCACAUAGGAGAACCUGCAGACACCAGUGUUAGACCUGAGCAGAGAUAUUACAAUAUGUGGUCCCCAUUGGAUCAUUAAAGGUGCACUGUGUUAUA